Molecule: messenger RNA, 3856 nt
Organism: Mobula hypostoma (lesser devil ray)
Lineage: Eukaryota; Metazoa; Chordata; Chondrichthyes; Myliobatiformes; Myliobatidae
Gene: zmat2
Product: zinc finger, matrin-type 2
Exons: 6
Coding region: 43-642 (199 amino acids)
Biological process (GO): mRNA splicing, via spliceosome
Cellular component (GO): spliceosomal complex; U4/U6 x U5 tri-snRNP complex
Molecular function (GO): zinc ion binding; nucleic acid binding
Source: RefSeq, a predicted model, not a curated record
CGCGACAGUUUUACAGCAGGUCGGCGAGGCGGUGGAGCCAGGAUGGCGUCGGGGAGCGGGAUGAAAAGUAUGGACUUCCGCAAGAAGUGGGACAAGGAUGAGUACGAAAAAUUGGCACAGAAACGGUUACAGGAAGAAAGGGAGAAACGAGAUGCGAAGCCACCAGUACCGAUCAAGCGGGAACUCCUGCGUCACAGAGACUAUAAAGUGGAUUUGGAAUCGAAGUUGGGGAAAACGAUCGUUAUCACGAAGACAACCCCCCAGUCUGAAAUGGGAGGAUAUUACUGCAAUGUUUGUGACUGUGUUGUGAAGGACUCCAUCAAUUUCCUGGAUCAUAUAAAUGGCAAAAAACACCAGAGGAACCUGGGUAUGUCCAUGAAGGUGGAGCGCUCAACAUUGGACCAAGUAAAGAAACGCUUUGAAAUCAAUAAAAAGAAAAUUGAGGAAAAACAAAAGGAGUAUGACUUUGAGGAGCGCAUGAAGGAGCUGCGGGAAGAAGAAGAAAAAGCAAAGGCUUACAGGAAGGAGAAAUUGAAGGAGAAGAAACGAAAAGCAGAAGAGGAGCUGACGUUCGAGGAGGAUGAUGAGAUGGCAGCAGUGAUGGGAUUCUCCGGCUUUGGAUCAUCGAAGAAGAGCAGCUGACCGAGCCACCACUUGGGCAUCGGACAUCCUUUCUGUGACUUUCCUCCUCCCUCUUUCUUUCUCCCCCUUGCUUCCUUACUUCCAUUUGAAAUGAUGUUGCGUGUAGUGUGAAUGAAGGUGUUUGUUAAUAAAGGAUUUUUAAAAAAAAAAGUUAUCCCUUCCUGUAAGAGCCUUUCAACAAAAGAUGCUUUUGGAUUCAGUCACUUAAGAGUUAUUCACAAGCAGGGGGAGAUCUUUCUGUCUCUUUGAACAUUCAGUUAGAUCCCGGCUGACCUGGAGGGGUUUUCCUUUGUGCUAAAAGUACUGUAUUUUGCAAUGGUUUCCCCAACUUUCCCCAUUCUUCUUCUCCUGAGUGAGAUGAUGACCAGAGGACAAUGAAUCUGUGAAAUUCAUUGCCACAGACCGCCAAGUCACUGGGUAUAUUUAAAACGGAGAUUGAUAUACUCCUGAUUAGUCAGGGCAUCAAAGGUUAUGGGGAGAAGGAGAAUGGAGUUGAGAUGGAUAAUAGAUCAGUCAUGAUGGAAUUGUGGAAUAGACUCAAUGGGCCGAAUGGCCUAAUUUUGCUCCCAAGUCUUCUGGUCUGAUGACUGUUGCCAGCAGGGAAGGAACCCUGUGGUUCAAUUUCUGCCCUAUACCAGGACUGACCAUCAAAAAUCAGGACAAGUUUGGGGUUGUUCAAUUGGCUCUGUUUCUAUUGUGAAAGAGGAUGCUGGGCGGCAGAUUCCAAUGAAUAAUGAUUAAGUAGCAUUUUUUGCUUAAGUUGUCCAAAGCAUUAGAAGCAGCUGUGAUGGCCCUGUCGUUGUCUUAAGCCCAUCACUCCUACUGGGGCAUAGGUCGCUGACAUCAACUUACCAGAUUCCUCUGUCCUGAGCCAAAACAAGGUUGAUCAACUCUGGCUUCUGCUUUCAUCACGAUUUCAUAUGUCUUUCGGGCAGUCUCCCAGGGAUGAGUUUUUUAGAGCUUCUGUUGGCGUUUCUGUAGCUGUGGGGUUUUACAGGAUGGGGUUGCGAGCCCUAUGCCCAAUCCUCCUCUUUUGCAGCCAGGCUUUGGACGGUCUAUGGUGGAGUAUGAUGUCCCUGUAGCUGAAUAUGUUCUGUUGCAUGUCAAAUAGCUGUGAUUCUAGAGCAUUCCUCAUCAUUGGAGUCAGUGCACUGCCAGUAAACCUUAAAGAGCUGAAAAAUAAGUCAUAUAUUUGAUUUUUGUUAAACUUUCUCUGGUCCUGAUCUAGCUGUACAAUACAAAUCCUUUAUUAAGCAUCUUUUGGUUGACUAUCAAAGACAAUUCAGGCCCUUGAAAAUUUCUUUUGACUGAGAACUGUGUUGUGUGCAUCAUGAGGGGGGAGUGCAUGCCAUUGAGAGGGUUAAACUGCCGAAACUACAUACAACAUUGUCCUUUUGAACUGCAAGCAUUUUUCUGGGCCUCUUGACUUAUUUCUCGCCUUUUUAUGCACAAGCCUUUAAUUAAUACAUCUCAUUACUGUAAUGAACAUUGCUUGUGGCCCAGUGAGUAUCCAGGUGUGUAAAUGGUUUCACAAUCUGUAUACUGAACUUUGACAAAGUUCAAAGUAUAUUUAUUAUCAAAGUACGUAUACGGUAUGUCACUAAAUACUACCCUGAGAAUUAUUUUCUUGUGGGUGUUCAUUGAAUGAAGGAAUACAAUAGAAUCAGUGAAAAGAUAGACACAAAGACUGACAAGCAACUGCAAAAAAUGAAUAAGUAAAUAAAUAAUACUGAGAACAGGAGUUGUAGAGUCUUUGAAAGAGAGUCCAUAGAUUGUGGAAUCAGUGUUGAGGUGGGUGAAGUUAUCCAUACGGGUUCAGGAGCCUGGUGGUGAAGGGCAAUAUCUGUUCCUGAACUUGGUGGUGUGGGAUCAGAGAAUCCUGUACCUCCUUCAUGAUAGUAGCAGUGAGAAGAGAGCUUGGCCUGGAUGGUGGCGGGGGGUGGGGGGUUCUUGGUAAUGAAUGCCUUCCCAGUGAUUGGGCCAGUCUUCAAGUGUGUGCUGAAGGAAAUCAGACUGGGUUCCUGUUCCACAUUGUGAAUGGAUCCCUACCCAUUUUGUCUCCAUGGACCUGCAGAUUUCUCUUUUCAAAUAUUCAUCCACCUCUCUGUGCUUUGCCCAUAUUUGUGCAUAGUACAUUCCAGAUCACAAUUGCUAGCAUUAAAACUAUUUUAAAUAAAUAGUUUGUUUUUGGAUUAGUGAGUGAGAGAGCAAUUAGAACAGACCAAGGAUGUUUUCAGGACCUGAGGGAAAGGUUAGAACUUUAUUCCCGGGAGCAUUAGCGAUUGAGGAGAGAUUUGAUAAAGCCCUACAAAUUGAAGAGGAGUAUAGAUGGGGUUAAUGCAAGCAGGCUGUUCCCAUUGAGGUUGGGUGGGACUAGAACUAGAGGUUAUGGGUUAUGUGUGAAAGGUGAAAUGUUUAAGGGGAACCUGAAGGGAAACUUCUUCACUCAGAAGGUGUUCAGAGUGUGGAAUGAGCUGCCAGUGGGAAAUGGUAGAUGUGAGUUUGAUUUCAACAUUUAAGAGAAGUUUGGAUAGGUACAUGGAUAGGAGGGAUAUGGAGGGCUCUGGUCCUGGUGCAGGUCAAUGGAACUAGGCAGAUUAAGUGAUCAGCAUGGACUAGAUGGGCAGAAGGGCCUUUUUUUGCUGUAGUAUUUUAUGACAAACAGUUGCCCUUUCUAAAAAUGGUGUAAUAAGAUGGGAGAGGUGCAAUGUCAAACAAUAUCACCUCUAUUACUUGUAUUUCUAAAAAAAAAUCUGCAUAUUGGAGUAAAAAAAUCUAAAAAUAACAACCUGUUCAAUCAUUUGCAAGAAAUUCUCUCUUGCUGGGCAAAAGCCUACUGUAUGUACACUAGUGACCUGAAUGUAAAUGGUGAAUCCAUGGAAAAGAAUAAACAGUUGAUAUUCCAGUCCUGAUGAUGGAUCUUGGCCCAAAACGUUGACUGUACUCUUUUCCAUAGAUGCUGCCUGACCUGCUGAGUUCCUCCAGCAUUUUGUGUGAGUUGCGUUGGAUUUCCAGCAUCUGUGGAUUUUCUCUUGUUUGUAAAUGGUGAAUGAUCUGAGAAACAAUCUGAAUGUAAGUCAGUCUUCCUCUGUGUCAGGUUUCUGUCCGUGUCAUGUGUGCUGUGUUCUGACUAUUCUUCUUUUACUCUUCCAGUUGACAUUUUCUAAUGCAAAGGUUUUCUUUCUGUAUCCGUCUGUGACUUCCGAGCAGCGUC